CCACCAAUCUGAGUCACCAGCAACCUCGCCCGCCUGUGUUUAACUCCGCCCGCCGGCCCACGUGACGCCGCCACACCGGAUCGCGCGCCCGCCCGCGUGCCGCCGCGGCCUUGCCUUCCUUAUUGCCGGCCGCCCGGGCUCGCCGCGCGCCGCCGCGCCGAGCCGAGGGGACGAUGGACUGGUACGCGUGGCUGUGCCGGGCGGGGCUGCACCCGGACGUGGCGCUCGAGUACGCGCUCCUCUUCGCGCGCAACGAGCUCGGCGCCGGCGACGUGCGCCACCUCGACCACGAGGUGCUCGCCUCCAUGGGCGUCGCCGUCGCCAAGCACCGCAUCGAGAUCCUCAAGCUCGCCAGGCGGGAAUCCUCCUCCUCCUCCGGCGCCGCCCUCCCGUGGCGCGCCACCCGGCUGCUCGCCGCGGCCGUGCGCCGCUCCGCGCGGUCCGCGCUCGGCCGCCUCCGCGACCGGGCCGCCGCCGUCCACGCCCUCGCCACGCCGCGGCACUGCGGUGGCUGGGGCUGGGGCGCGAUUGUCGCGUCGCCCGUGGCGGCGGCGGCGCGCGGCGGGGUCGGGAAGCCGCCGCUGCCGCUGCCGAUGGUGCUGGCGCAGGUGAGCAGCCCCGUCGUGCUCACCAGCAGCUGCGCGGCGACGGUCAAGGCGCUGCCCGCGCCGCCCGAUCCCGGCCACGGGCACGGCGGGGAGGAGUCCGACGGCGACGGGGAGGAGGAGAUGGACGGCGGCGAGGAGAUGCGGUGGGAGUCCAUGUUCCAGGAUCUCAAGCCCACUUAGCCGGGGCCACCCACGCUAGCCAAGUGCGCCGCGCAGCUGCUGCCUGCCGGCCGGCCGGUGCCUACCUGCCGCCGUCCUGCCGUGUACGUGCAGCGAGCGACGGCGACGAGGCACCAACUCUCCGGUGCACGGUGGCCACUGGCCAGUGACAGCGCUCACUAGUUUACUACCAACCAGCUGCUCUGCUCUGUGUGUUGCAACCGUGUAAAUAUCAGUGUGAAAAAGAAGAAGACUAAGAAAAAAUCCAUGCCUGUAAAAUUUUCAUCUGGGAAUCGAUCCAUGUUCUCGCA
This is a messenger RNA of Panicum virgatum (switchgrass), 1078 nucleotides long. RefSeq lists its product as uncharacterized. The transcript is spliced from 2 exons. The record is from RefSeq and is a predicted model, not a curated record. NCBI's taxonomy places the organism in Eukaryota, Viridiplantae, Streptophyta, Magnoliopsida, Poales, Poaceae. The coding region runs from base 174 to 788 and encodes 204 amino acids.